AUGUCGCAUACAUACGAUGUCGGGACCAAGGCAUGGCAGCCCGACGCGACCGAGGGCUGGGUGGCCUCUGAGGUCACCAGCAAGACCGUCGACGGGGACAAGGUGAAGCUCGUCUUCGCCCUGGAGAAUGGCGAGGAGACGACCGUGGACACAACCCUCGCGUCGCUGUCAGAAGACGCCAUCAGCUCGACCCUCCCACCCCUAAUGAAUCCGGCCAUGCUCGAGGCCAGCGACGACCUUACGAAUCUUUCCCACCUGAACGAACCGGCUGUAUUGCAAGCCAUCAAAUUGCGCUAUGCUCAGAAAGAGAUCUAUACAUAUUCUGGAAUCGUCCUUAUCGCGACCAACCCCUUCGCGAGAGUGGACUCACUCUACGUACCCGGCAUGGUUCAAGUCUACACAGGCAAACACCGAGCAUCGCAAGCGCCGCAUCUCUUCGCUAUCGGCGAGGAGUCGUUCGCCGACAUGCUGCGGAACGAGAAGAACCAGACCAUUGUCGUAUCGGGAGAGUCUGGAGCUGGAAAGACGGUCAGCGCGAAAUACAUAAUGCGAUACUUUGCCACGAGAGAACCUCCUGAAUCCAUUGGAUCGCGUACUCGCGGUCGCGGAGACACGAUGAGCGAGACGGAAGAGCAAAUUCUGGCCACGAACCCCAUCAUGGAAGCUUUCGGUAACGCGAAGACGACACGAAACGACAAUUCUUCCCGUUUCGGCAAAUACAUCGAGAUCAUGUUCAACAAGGAGACCGACAUCAUCGGCGCCCGGAUACGAACGUACCUCCUCGAACGGUCAAGAUUGGUUUUCCAACCGCUUAAGGAGCGGAAUUACCACAUCUUUUACCAGCUCGUGGCCGGUGCGACUGAUGCCGAAAGGGAAGAGCUAGGGCUGAUUGCGGUCGAACGCUUCGACUACCUCAACCAGGGCGGCGCACCUGUAAUUGACGGCGUCGACGAUGCGAAAGACUUCACGGAUACCCGCAAGUCUCUCACAAGACUGGGAGUGCCUGAGAAGGUCCAGACCAGUCUUUGGAAGAUUUUGGCAGCACUUCUGCACAUUGGCAAUAUUAAGAUCACUGCCACUCGUACAGAUUCAGUCCUUGCGGCUGACGAGCCAUCUCUUACCAAAGCUUGUGAGCUCCUAGGAAUUGAUGGUACGGAGUUCGCCAAGUGGACCGUCAAGAAGCAGUUGGUCACUCGUGGAGAGAAGAUCAUAUCGAACUUGACACAGCAGCAAGCGACGGUGGUCCGAGACUCUGUUGCCAAAUACAUCUACUCCUCGCUCUUCGACUGGCUGGUCGAAACUAUGAAUGGCUUCCUCGCACCGCAGGAGAUCAUCGACCAAAUGAAGUCUUUCAUUGGUGUCUUGGAUAUCUACGGCUUUGAGCAUUUCGCCAAGAACAGCUUCGAGCAGUUCUGUAUCAACUACGCCAACGAGAAGCUGCAGCAAGAGUUCAACCAGCAUGUGUUCAAACUCGAGCAGGAAGAGUAUCUUCGGGAAGAGAUCGACUGGAAGUUCAUCGAUUUCAGCGACAACCAGCCGUGUAUCGACCUGAUCGAGGGCAAACUUGGUGUUCUGGCUCUCUUGGACGAAGAAAGUAGACUGCCCAUGGGAUCCGAUGAGAGCUUCGUCAACAAGCUCCACCACAACUUCUCCAACGACAAGCAUGCAUUCUACAAGAAGCCAAGAUUUGGCAAGAGUGCAUUCACGGUCUGCCAUUAUGCGGUUGAUGUGACCUACGAGAGCGACGGAUUCAUCGAGAAGAACAGGGACACUGUUCCGGACGAGCAUUUGGAGGUUCUUAACAACACUACCAAUGAAUUCUUGAAGGAGGUGCUCGAGUUCAGUGGGACAGUACGAGAGAGGGACAAUGCCGCCGUCAUGCCCAAGGCUAAUGGCGUCGGCGGGAAGAGGAUGGGCACUGCAGCAGCGAAGAAGCCGACGCUUGGUGGUAUCUUCAAGAGCUCACUGAUCCAGCUCAUGGACACCAUCAACUCGACCGAAGUACACUACAUCCGAUGUAUCAAGCCCAACGAUGCCAAAGCGGCAUGGAAGUUUGAGGGUCCAAUGGUGUUGAGUCAAUUGAGAGCUUGCGGUGUUCUGGAAACUGUCCGCAUAAGUUGUGCUGGCUACCCAACCCGAUGGACCUACGAGGAAUUUGCUCUACGAUACUACAUGCUGAUCCCUUCCAAACAAUGGACAACGGAGAUCCGGGACAUGGCGAAUGCCAUACUCAGACAAGCGCUAGGCGAGGGCAAGAAAGACAAGACUGACAAGUACCAGCUGGGUCUGACGAAGAUCUUCUUCCGCGCGGGUAUGCUCGCCUUUCUGGAGAACCUUCGAACAACACGACUCAGCAACGCCGCCAUCAUGAUUCAAAAGAACCUCAAAGCGAAAUACUACAGACGUCGCUAUCUCGAGGCGCUCGACAGCAUUCGUUCUUUUCAGGCCCACGCACGAGCAAAUCUGGCACGAGUCAAGGCUGAUGAGGCCCGACGGCAGCGUGGGGCGACGACUAUCCAGCGCGUCUGGAGAGGUCAGAAGGAACGUAAGAAGUACCUACAAUUCCGCGACGAUCUCAUCGUCUUUGAAGCGUCGGCCAAGGGCUUCCUAGCAAGAAAGAUGAUCAUGGACAAGAAGUACUCUGAUGCUGCGAAGGUCAUUCAGCGCAGUUGGAGAACGCAUCAACAACUCAAGAGCUGGAGGAACUACCGCAAGAAGGCUGUCCUCAUCCAAAGCGUGUGGAGAGGUAAGACGGCACGGAAGACGUACAAGACUCUCAAGGAGGAGGCACGAGAUCUUAAGCAGAUCUCCUACAAAUUGGAGAACAAGGUCAUCGAGCUCACACAAAGCCUUGGGACGAUGCGAAAUGAAAACAAGGUGCUCAAGGGACAAGUGUCGAAUUACGAAAACCAGCUCAAGAGCUCUCGCGAGAGGCACAACGCCCUGGAGGCCAGAGCCAAUGAUCUACAACGAGAAGCCAACCAAGCUGGUAUCACAGCAGCAAAACUGAGCCAAAUGGAAGCGGAAAUGCAACGAUUACAGUCGAGCUACGAAGAAAGCACUGCCAACAUGCGAAGGCUACAAGAAGAGGAGAAGAACCUUCGCGAGAGCCUCCGCGUGACGAGCCAAGAACUGGAAACGACGAGAGUGAGCAAGACUGCCAGCGAGACAGAGAAAUUGAGCUUGCGACAACAGCUGGCCGAUCUGCAGGAUCAAUUGGAGCUUGCCAAGCGAGCAGCACCUGUCGGCAACGGCGAGCUCACGAAUGGAAACGCACAUGCCGGUGCAUCAGGGCUCAUCAAUCUGGUCGCAUCGAAGAAGCCGAAGCGGAGAAGUGCUGGUCCGGAAGCAAUCCAAACAGACAGAUUCAGCGGUGCCUACAACCCACGGCCAGUCUCCAUGGCGUUUGGUGCGACGGGCAACGGACAUGCUCAGAACUUGUCAGGCUCCACGUUUAACACUGGUCUGGAGAACGUAGAGAUGGAGCUGGAGAACUUGCUUGCCGAUGAGGAUGGCCUCAAUGAUGAAGUGACCAUGGGUCUCAUCCGAAAUCUGAAGAUUCCUGCACCUGGGGGCAACCCGCCACCAACUGACAAGGAAGUCUUGUUCCCUGCAUACCUCAUCAACCUCGUCACCAGCGAGAUGUGGAAUAAUGGCUUCGUCAAGGAGUCUGAGCGAUUCUUGGCAAAUGUCAUGCAGUCCAUCCAGCAGGAGGUCAUGCAGCAUGAUGGUGAUGAUGCUGUCAACCCCGGCGCAUUCUGGUUGUCCAACGUCCACGAGAUGUUGUCGUUCGUCUUCUUGGCUGAGGAUUGGUACGAGGCACAAAAGACCGACAACUUUGAAUACGAUCGCUUGCUCGAGAUUGUCAAGCACGACUUGGAGAGCUUGGAGUUCAACAUCUACCACACCUGGAUGAAGGUACUGAAGAAGAAGCUCCACAAGAUGAUUGUACCGGCCAUCAUUGAGUCACAAUCGCUUCCUGGCUUCGUCACGAACGAGAGCAAUCGCUUCCUCGGCAAGCUGCUGCAAUCAUCGAAUGCACCGGCAUUCAGCAUGGACAACCUGCUCAGCCUCCUGAACAACGUCUUCAAGGCGAUGAAGGCGUUCUACUUGGAAGAUAGCAUCAUCACCCAGACCGUCACCGAGCUCCUGCGAUUGGUGGGAGUCACCGCAUUCAAUGACCUUCUCAUGAGGAGAAACUUCCUGUCCUGGAAACGUGGUCUCCAGAUCAACUACAACAUCACUCGUAUCGAGGAAUGGUGUAAGAGCCACGACAUGCCCGAGGGAACCCUUCAAUUGGAGCACUUGAUGCAAGCCACGAAACUGCUCCAGUUGAAGAAGGCCACCUUGAACGACAUUGAGAUCAUCCAGGACAUUUGCUGGAUGCUCUCACCCAAUCAAAUCCAAAAACUACUCAACCAAUACCUCGUCGCCGACUACGAACAACCCAUCAACGGCGAAAUCAUGAAAGCCGUCGCUUCUCGCGUCACAGAUCCCAAGUCGGACGUCCUCCUCUUGCAAGCCGUCGACAUGGAAGACUCGGGUCCGUACGAAAUCGCCGAACCCCGUGUCAUCACCGCGCUGGAGACAUACACGCCUAGCUGGCUGCAGACUCCGAGGUUGAAGCGGUUGGCGGAGAUUGUGUCGGCGCAAGCGGUCAUGCAGCAGCAAUUGGACGCGAAUGGAGGUGGCAUGGGCAGAUUGACGGAGGAGGAUGGCAUGGAUGAGCAGUGGAAUAGAAAUGGCAAUGGGAUGAAUGGACAUGGCAUUGGGUUGGGGUUGAGGCAUGAAGAUGGAGAAAGUGAGGAUGGGGACAUGUCGCCGAGGAGAUAAUUAGAGAGUGGAGGGUGUAGAUGGACUGGGCGGCGGACGUGCAAAUUAGAAGAAAUCUCGACGGCUCGGCUGCUGACGAUGUUUUGAGUGUUGUUCUUUGCAUGGCGUUGAGGCGUAGAAGGAUCUUGUAGAGAAAGAAAAGGGCGACUGGAUAGUGUAUCAGAUUUUUCCACGG
Zymoseptoria tritici IPO323 is the source of this 5008-nucleotide messenger RNA. RefSeq names its product myosin class 5. Gene Ontology annotation, biological process: vesicle transport along actin filament; actin filament organization. Gene Ontology annotation, cellular component: vesicle; cytoplasm; actin cytoskeleton. The record is from RefSeq and is a predicted model, not a curated record. The transcript is spliced from 4 exons. The coding region runs from base 1 to 4833 and encodes 1610 amino acids. Lineage: Eukaryota; Fungi; Ascomycota; Dothideomycetes; Mycosphaerellales; Mycosphaerellaceae. Gene Ontology annotation, molecular function: actin filament binding; microfilament motor activity; ATP binding.